UGGGCUCAAAAGUACGAGAUUCCGGCGUGGUAGAUGCGAGAACUGUCGAUCCGAUCAUGAUAUGAUUCUGUGGUGAUUGAAUACGCUGAACGCAGUAGAUGGUCGAGGAGAGGAGAGGGAGAAGAAGAAGAAGGGAAAGACGAGAGAGACGAAGAAUGCGGGGAGACGUCAUUCGAUCGCUCCUCCACUCGUCCGCCGUCGUCCCCAAGACACCAACCCUCCCAGGAUUCCAUCCAGACAGACUCCAUUCCGAAUGCGACGCCAACUGCUGCAACUCCACCGUUCUUUCAUCGCGUCACAUCGGCUCGUCUCGUCACUCCCGAUGACCUCGUCCGGCGGCAAGAAGACUUCGGUGCCUCAUCUGGAGCGCACGGCUGCUGAGCCCCGACAGAACCGACUCUACAAUGUGCAUCUCUCCCAUAUUGAACAGGUCAAUCCAUCGGUUCGACUUUUCCAGUUAGCCAUUCCCCCUCAGAAUGUAGAGACCCCCGAGUCGGAUGAUGCCGAGUCCUCUGCUCCUCAACCAUUCUCCUUUCUCCCUGGCCAAUGGCUAGACGUGCAUAUCCCGUCCGUCUCCCGCGCCGGUGGGUUCAGCAUCACCUCCACACCCGCCGAUGCUCAGGUGUUGCCAGCCCCAGAGCCAGCGACUGAGUUCUCCACCGGAGGUGAGGACGAGGCUGGGCUCUCUGCCAUUGAAUCUCAAGGAAGACCCCCUUACGUAGAGCUGGCGGUUCAGCACGCACCGGAAAAUCCGGCCAGUGCUUGGCUCUGGCAGCCCCAAAGUGAAAUCCAAGGGAAGCAAUUGACCGUCCGCGUCGGAGGCAGCUUUGUAUGGCCCCCGUCGGGACUCAAUCUUGAAGGAGUUCGGAAUGUGACCUUGAUUGCUGGUGGGAUGGGUAUCAAUCCCAUCAUCUCCAUCCUUUCCCACCUGAACAACAAUGUCGAUGAGAUCACAGCUCUGCAACACCCCUUCAACAUUCACCUCUUAUACUCCACCAAGUUGCCCCCAUCGACUGAUACAUCCACGGCAUCUUCCGAAUCAUACCUUGCCCAGGUCCUCUUCCUCUCGCGACUCCGUCAGAUCAUCCGCGGUCAAUCACAAUCCCGUCGUCUACGGAUCUCUCUCAACCUCUUUCUUACCAAUCUGUCCAGCGAUCAAUCCAGCCUGCUACAGGAGAACCCGGCAGAACUCACGGUUCAUUCGCGCCGAAUUAGCGAGAGUGAUUUGCAGAAGACUCUAACGGGAUCAGAUGGAAAAGCCAAUCCCAAUGAUACAGUAUACUACGUGUGUGGCCCGCCAAAGAUGACGGAUGAAUUGGUGAAUGUCUUAGGGGGUUUGGGCUCGACGAAAGAAAAUGUGUUCUUCGAGAAGUGGUGGUGAUCUUUCUGAGUCUUGCGGAUUUCUUGGUCUGGUUCUGCCGGGGAAGGAUAUCUCGGUGUACAUCUUUUUAAUACAUACUACAUUCCAGAGACAAGAUUCACAGAUGUCA
Messenger RNA from Aspergillus steynii IBT 23096, 1490 nucleotides. Its product is annotated as FAD-dependent oxidoreductase. Gene Ontology annotation, cellular component: mitochondrion. The record is from RefSeq and is a predicted model, not a curated record. The transcript is spliced from 3 exons. Gene Ontology annotation, molecular function: oxidoreductase activity. Lineage: Eukaryota; Fungi; Ascomycota; Eurotiomycetes; Eurotiales; Aspergillaceae. Bases 323 to 1381 code for a protein of 352 amino acids.